Molecule: messenger RNA, 1934 nt
Organism: Pelmatolapia mariae (spotted tilapia)
Lineage: Eukaryota; Metazoa; Chordata; Actinopteri; Cichliformes; Cichlidae
Gene: shmt1
Product: serine hydroxymethyltransferase 1 (soluble)
Exons: 12
Coding region: 121-1569 (482 amino acids)
Biological process (GO): purine nucleobase biosynthetic process; tetrahydrofolate interconversion; L-serine catabolic process
Cellular component (GO): cytoplasm; cytosol; nucleus
Molecular function (GO): protein homodimerization activity; cobalt ion binding; mRNA 5'-UTR binding
Source: RefSeq, a predicted model, not a curated record
AAUACUGUUGGCGCUGGGAGGCUCGAACUUCAGCUCAGUGUACGGCUGACAGCGCGGGAGUCUCUGCAGACGUCUCAUCUUUUAGAUUUCUUUGUGAGACCAAGAAAAAAAACAGCAAUCAUGUCUUUAUCUAACGGCCAUCAUGUGAGCAAAGAAGAAUGGGAAUCUCACAACAAGAUGCUGCUGGAGCCGCUGGCAGUCAACGACUCAGAGGUGUUCUCCAUUAUUAAAAAAGAGAAGCACAGGCAGACGUAUGGUUUGGAGCUGAUAGCAUCUGAGAACUUUGCCAGCAGAGCUGUUCUUGAAGCGCUGGGUUCCUGUAUGAACAACAAAUACUCCGAGGGCUAUCCUGGCCAGAGGUACUACGGUGGUACGGAGCAUAUCGAUGAGCUAGAGAGACUUUGUCAGAAGAGAGCACUGGAGGCCUACAGUCUGGACUCGGAGAAAUGGGGUGUCAACGUUCAGCCAUACUCGGGGUCACCUGCAAACUUCGCCGUCUACACGGCUGUUGUGGAGCCCCACGGCAGGAUCAUGGGGCUGGAUCUUCCAGAUGGAGGUCACCUGACGCACGGCUUCAUGACUGAGAAGAAAAAAAUCUCGGCAACCUCAAUCUUCUUUGAGUCCAUGCCAUACAAGGUCCAUCCAGAGACUGGCUUCAUCGACUACGACAGGCUGCAGGAAAAUGCACGACUCUUCCACCCUAAACUCAUCAUCGCAGGAACAAGCUGCUAUUCUCGCAACCUUGACUAUGCCCGCUUGAAGCAGAUUGCUAAUGAGAACGGUGCCUAUCUGAUGGGAGACAUGGCUCACAUAAGUGGAUUAGUGGCUGCCGGAGUGGUGCCCUCACCCUUUGAGCAUUGUGACAUUGUUACCACGACGACGCACAAGACACUGCGUGGCUGCCGUGCUGGGCUUAUUUUCUACAGAAAAGGCGUGCGGAGUGUGGAUGCCAAAGGAAAAGAGACUCUGUACAACUUGGAGUCGUUGAUUAACCAGGCCGUGUUUCCCGGGCUGCAGGGAGGACCGCACAACCACGCCAUCGCAGGUGUUGCUGUGGCUCUGAAGCAAGCCAUGACACCAGAGUUUAAGGCCUAUCAAUUGCAGGUUCUCGCUAACUGCAGGGCUCUAUCCAGUGCUCUUGUUGACCAUGGCUACAAGAUUGUCACCGGCGGCUCUGACAACCAUCUGAUCCUGCUGGACCUGCGCAGCAAGGGAACCGAUGGAGGACGAGCAGAGAAGGUCCUGGAAGCAUGUGCCAUUGCUUGUAACAAAAACACCUGUCCAGGAGAUAAAAGUGCUUUGCGACCUAGCGGCCUGAGGUUCGGCUCGCCGGCUCUUACCUCCAGAGGCUUGGUGGAGAAUGACUUCAGGAAGGUGGCUGAGUUCAUUCACAGAGGCAUUGAACUGACUGUGGAGGUGCAGAAAAGUCUGAAUCCCAAAGCCACUCUGAAGGAGUUUGUUCAGGCAUUAUCCCAGGGAGAGAAGUUCCAGCAGCGGGUAGCGGAGAUCAGGGCUGAGGUGGAGGCUUUCGCUGGACAAUUCCCAAUGCCGGGUCUACCCGAGCUGUAGAGCACAGUUCGGACUCUAAAUGCAGCUGAACGGAUGAUUCAAGAAGAUUAAUACGAAGGCAUAUGAUGCUGGGUUUUUGUUUUUCCUUUAUUUUGACUGUUGACUCAUAGUCCUCAUGGAUAGACACGAUUUCUGUUCAAACAGAUUUAAUGACCAUCUAAUUAUUCUGUGUUGCCUUUCCCAUUUUUACGUGUUUUCCAUUUAGCUUCAGGGUCGGAUGUUACAAUCAUAUUUAAGCUUUGAGCUCAUCAGAAAUCUCACUUUCAUCUGUAUUAAGGUUACACUUCAGAGGUUUUGUAGCAAACUACCACAUUUUCAGUAUAUGGUAUACAUAUACAGUAUCGUAAGUACAACUUUGAAAAUAA